Molecule: messenger RNA, 2658 nt
Organism: Callorhinchus milii (elephant shark)
Lineage: Eukaryota; Metazoa; Chordata; Chondrichthyes; Chimaeriformes; Callorhinchidae
Gene: ngef
Product: neuronal guanine nucleotide exchange factor
Exons: 16
Coding region: 316-2655 (779 amino acids)
Biological process (GO): activation of GTPase activity
Molecular function (GO): guanyl-nucleotide exchange factor activity; protein binding
Source: RefSeq, a predicted model, not a curated record
AGAUCUCUUAACAAGGGCAAAGGACUGAGUGACACCACCUGUACUUAAGUUGAUCAAAAACAGUUUAAAAUCUAUUUAAACAAUUACCUUGUGUAUGGAAAACGUAUUUCUUACUGGAGUGAAUAUUUGAAGACUGUGUAAAGUAGUAGCAAUGUGAGCAUUCUUGGAAUAAAAGAUUCUGGAACAUCCGGUGGAUUACAGAUCUCUUUCUGUUUAAUAAGAGGACCCAGUAUGGUGUGACAGAGCAAAGAGAAGCAUCAACUUGACAGGACGUCAGGCAGUAGGAGCAGUGUGCAGCAGAGUGGAGCAGUGAAAAUGGAUGAUGCUCAUAAUGCAAAUCAGCAUUCUGAUCCCAAUCAGUGCGACACCAAUGAUUCAGAGCAGGAAGGAAAUCAGCAGAUUCCGAUACGAAGGAACUCUUUCUUCUACCGUUCGAUGAGGAGAAAGCGACUGAGGCAGGGUCAGUCUGAAUCAGCACCAAGAAAGACAGGCAUUAGCAACAGCAUCAUAAGAAAUGAUGGGACACGAGAAAGAGCAAUAGAUGUGGAUUUUGAUACUAAAACAUCAGGGCCCUGCUGGAAAGUCCCCCAUGAAUCUCGACUGCUCCAUCAGAGAUCUUCAUUACCCAACAAGAAUGUAUGGGACAGAUCAGCGAUGGCACAGAACACAGGACUUGAGCACUGGAGCAGCGGAGUCAGUGUUAGACAGGCCAGUCAGCAAGGCUCCGUACAAGUUUCAGGACAGAGGGUGGUGCAAAAGGAGAAUCACUCACAAAGGCAAUAUGGUGGUCAGCCGGCAAAUAAUUCAGCAUAUGUUCUGAAAAAAGCAACCAGUUCCCUUCUAUCUCCAAGCCAUGUUGCUGAUGCGGGAUCUCUGGCUAGUGAUCUUGGAUCCUGUUCUCUCAAAGAGGAAACUCGCUGUAAGAAUCCGGAUGCUAGUAUUGUCAAUUUUGAGAGAAACUCCAGAUUGUAUGUUCAAGACAAGGACAGCUCAGACGGAUUUUCUCCAACAAGAUCAAAACAGAAUGGAGAUUCUUCAUCAAUUAUUUCCCGAUUUGAAUUAAUGAAUAGGAAGAGUACAAUCCAACACAUAGAACUGCUGUACCAGGAAUAUUGCGAAAAAAGUACGUUUCAGGAAAUUCAGACGAGACGAAUGCAGGACACAGGAGAGUUUACAAAUGAAGAUAAGCCUCCGAAAGUUGACACUGGCACCAUCACUGCAGCAGCAAAGCAGCCAGACAACCUCAACCAGAGAACUAAUGGCCAGGGUAUGAACUUAUGGCAGUAUACAGAAAAAGUAAGGAACAGCAAGAUAUUGAGCAGCCUCAGUCCGAAUGAAAUUAAACUCCAGGAGUUAAUGUUUGAACUCUGCACCUCUGAGGCAUCUUACUACAAGAGUCUGGGGAUCCUGAUAUCUCACUUCAUGGAAUCACAGAAGUUGAAUAGCAUGCUCAGCGGCACUGACAAACAUCAUAUUUUCUCCAACAUCCUUGAAAUCAAGGCAGCUAGUGAAAGAUUCCUUCAGUCCCUGGAGCAGCGUUUCGAAGAGAACAUUGUCAUCAACGAUGUCUGUGAUAUUGUAUAUGAGCAUACCAACAAUUACUUCCAUGUGUAUAUUUCAUAUGUCACAAAUCAGAGCUAUCAGGAGACCGCUUACAGACGAGCCAUUGAGAACAAUCCUGCGUUAAGUACAGUGAUGGCUGAGUUGGAGCAAGACCCCAAGUGUAAAGGAUUAUUAUUCCCUUCCUUUAUUAUUCUGCCGUUUCAAAGAAUAACACGCUUGAAGCUGCUGGUACAGAAUAUCUUGAAAAAAGCCAAGGAAGGAUCAGUGAUGGAAUUGACAUCCAUUAAAGCACACAGAGAACUUGAAAAGAUUAUCAAAGAGUGUAACGAACGUGUGAAAAAAAUGAGAAGAACUGAGGAUCUGAUCAGCUUUGAGAAGACAGUAACGUUUAAAGUCGAGGCUGUGCCAAUCAUCACCCGAUGCCGGUGGCUACUGAAAGAAGGUGAAGUGGAGCACAUGUCAGGAAGAAGGAAAACACGAACGUUUCGGACCAAGAAGCUGUUCACACCAGUCUACCUGUUUCUGUUCAAUGAUCUUUUUCUAAUAACCAAGAAGAUAUCUGAUAAAUACCAAGUCUUUGACCAUGCUCGUCGAGGACUCCUCCGCACCCAAGAUCUGGAGGACCAGGGUCAGACACUUGCUAAUAUGUUCACACUGCGGAUCUUAGAAAACUACCGUGAGAAAGAGAUCCAGUAUAUGUUGAGAGCAAAAUCAGUGACGGAGAAGAAACGUUGGAUCAAGGUGCUUGAACCAAAUCCGAGGAUGAAGUAUUUAUCUCCCAGUUCCCUGCAUGAAGAUUGUGCCCAGGUACAGUGCAUCCAGCGAUACGCAGCACGGCAGCCUGAUGAGCUCACGUUAGAACCCGCAGAUAUCCUCAGUGUUGUAGAUUCAACACCAGAUGGCUGGAUAUUUGGAGAACGUUUACACGAUAGAGAGAGAGGCUGGUUUCCAAAUAGCAUGACCGAGGACAUCAAAAAUCCCGAACUCCGAGCUCAAAACAGAAUGGAAUGUUACAGAGUUUAUAAAGCCGAGGAAUGUCACGGGAGUAAAUACAAGGACUGGAAGAAAUCAGCCAACCGGAUCAUCCAUUAGCGC